Prunus armeniaca (apricot) is the source of this 360-nucleotide messenger RNA. Lineage: Eukaryota; Viridiplantae; Streptophyta; Magnoliopsida; Rosales; Rosaceae. The record is from the annotation of a GenBank genome assembly.
AUGGCCUCUUCUAUCGAAGCCGGAGGCACGUGGACAACUCAGAAAGAUAUUGUGUUGUGUGAGUGUUGGGUGAAAGUUAGUCAUUGUCAAGUCACGGGCAAUGAGAUGAAGUUCUGUCAUUUGUGGAGAAAAAUUCAUGGAGAAUUUUGCGAAAGAUCGGGUUCGCUUCGGACGAAAAUGGCCAUGGGUAGUAGGUCGAAAAUUUUGAAUAUAGAGUUAGAGAAAUGGAGAGAUGAGUUGGCAAAGGUGAGGGACAACAUUCGAAGCGGUCAAAACCUUGCCGAUGAGAUUAUACAAGCACAAAUGUGGUUCGGUGCCAUGGACCAAGACAAAAAUAGUUUCAUGAAUCACCAAUGUUGA